Girardinichthys multiradiatus is the source of this 10036-nucleotide messenger RNA. It is a transcript of the gene purg, whose product is annotated as purine-rich element binding protein G. Gene Ontology annotation, cellular component: nucleus. NCBI's taxonomy places the organism in Eukaryota, Metazoa, Chordata, Actinopteri, Cyprinodontiformes, Goodeidae. The transcript has 2 exons. Gene Ontology annotation, biological process: regulation of transcription by RNA polymerase II. The record is from RefSeq and is a predicted model, not a curated record. Gene Ontology annotation, molecular function: DNA-binding transcription factor activity, RNA polymerase II-specific; RNA polymerase II transcription regulatory region sequence-specific DNA binding; purine-rich negative regulatory element binding. Bases 1229 to 2251 code for a protein of 340 amino acids.
GUUGGAAGAACUUCCUGGUUUAUUCAUUGCAGAAUUAUGGGUGAGCUCACUCCCCUGGUUGAGACGUAACACCACAUGUUGAUUGGAUAAGGAACUGAGCCUCCAGCAGGUUUCUGCUGUCAUCCUUGUUUCCUGGGGAACUCCAAUGUAUCCUUUCUAUUUGUCUAUUUCACUGCCCUUCAUAUAACAAGGAUGUUGCCCAAGACAAGACUCUUUGUAUUCAGGUGCACUCACAUCAACCUGCUGCUAAUGAUGAGCAAGCUCUGCAGUGGAAUAGAUGUUCUUAGAAGCAAUUUCCUCACAUAAGCCCAGUUUAAUGGAAAGCAAUGUUGUCUGAACACUUCUUUUCACUGCAAACAUAUCAAGACCAUUUUAAACAUCUGCCCUCUUCAUCAGUCUAGAUUGAUAGUGAUUUCAGGUGGACUCUCUCACAGCUCCAUCUGUCCUGGUGGUGUGAUAAUACUGAAAUGAAGCUCGCUGAUCAUUUGACCCAUUGCAUUUAAUAAUUCUGCACAAUAAACUGGAGCUGCAACAACUACAAAGCACCAAAACGCAUGACUGCACAUAUUUUCUGUAAAUAAAAUCAAGAUUUAUUUUAAAAUAUAUGCUUAUGAUUUAAAUAAUGUUGCCAUCUGCUUUAUUUGAUAUGCAAAGGCAAGAGUGUGGAAUGUUUCGGUGCAUCAAUGUUAGGUUUGGAGACGAUUUUACCGAAGAAUGAUGCCUUUUGUGGCAAAGGGGAAAAACAAAAAAAUUUUUCCUGGCUGCAUCCUGCUUCAAUGUUCUCCUUCAGGGACAUCUUGUUCGCCUGAAUGGAGGGCAGGACUCAGUAGUUCCCGCAAUACACCGCCAUAAAUCCGUGGCAGUGGAGAGAAGAGCUGCAGUGAGUGCAGCCUUCAGUCACUGCUGACGUCGCGUCUCUUUAACGGAGGGCUUCUCAGGACGGGGAGGGGAUGAACGGGUUCAAUGAGUUCAUUCCCGUAUAGCAGGUCGGCUGUUCCCGGUUCCCCGAGUUAACGAGAGGCUGCGGCACAAACCGCUGGUGAAACAUGGAACCAGUCCGCAUAGGAGGCCGGAUACAUGAUGUUUAUCCUGGACACUAACUAGAUGAGUUGGAUGCUUUAAAGCAAGCAGCCAUUUUCAGGUGAACCUGUGCUCUUCCAGUCAGCUGUAUAUGUUGGGAAUGGAGAUACCGCCUUGUCCUGAGCAGGCUGCUGCUACUGGAAUAUAAAUGAUGAUGAUGAUGGCUGAUGGCUGUUGCAGGGGAAUGGAAAGAAGCAGGGAUAAGAUCCCGUCCGACUCUCUGUCAAGACAUGCAUAUCCGCAGCAGUACCUCCAGACUGGAGCACCGCAGCAGGGAAAUGACAUCCAGGAAUUGGCCUCAAAACGCGUUGACAUCCAGAAGAAACGCUUCUAUCUGGACGUGAAGCAGAGUGUGCGCGGUCGCUUCCUGAAAAUAGCCGAGGUAUGGAUCGGGAGAGGACGUCAUGAUAACAUCAGGAAGAGCAAGCUGACCCUGUCCAUGUCAAUGGCUCCGGCUCUGCGCUACUGCCUGGGAGACUUCAUCGACUAUUACGCCCGAAUCGGACUGCGGGGGAGCCUGGCCCAGACUCCCCAGCUGGCAGAAGAACACGGCAACAACGGACAGUCCCGCAGAAAAGCGCGGGAGCAGCAUGUCUCUCCCACCGGCUCGGUGGGCUCAAAUGAUCAUGCCCAUCGUGUUCUGAAGAGCGAAUUCAUUGAGAGAGACAACAGGAAGUACUUUCUGGACCUCAAGGAGAACCAGAGAGGUAGGUUUCUCCGCAUACGGCAGACCGUCAUUAAAGGCCACGGCACCAUGGGCUACUACGGUCAGGGUAUCGAGCAGACCAUCGUGCUGCCCGCCCAGGGGCUAAUCGAGUUCAGAGACGCCCUGUCCCAGCUUAUCGAGGACUACGGGGAUGAAGAGGACAACGAGCCCGGUAGAGUGGGCUCCAGGAGUCGCGUCGAUAACCCUGAGCUUCCGGAGGCGGCGUCCUUCCGGGUGGACAACAAACGCUUUUACUUUGAUGUGGGCUCGAACCGCUACGGGGUUUUCCUAAAAAUAAGCGAAGUGCGCCAGCCGUACAGGAACACCAUCACGGUCCCGUUAAAAGCCUGGGCUCGGUUCGGAGAGAACUUCAUAAGGUACGAGGAGGAGAUGCGGAGGAUCUUCUCGUGCCACAAGGAGAAGAGAACAGAAGGUCGACAGGACAGCGUGGAGCACGAGGACUGACCUCUGCCCCCUCCAGAGACAUGGCCCGACCUUCUCCAUAUGCCAUGUACUCUGACAACAAGUGGGCUGAUGUGCCAAGGGCUGGUAAACUCUUACAUCUACCCUGCCAAGAAGUGAUCCAUUCAUAGCCUUAUAGCAACACCUGAUUCAUCUACAGUGCUGCUGAUGCACUUUAACCAGGAGCAGCCCAGGCCUGUGUGGACAUUUUAACCCACCUUUGCCUUUAAAAUGUAAAAAUGCACUCUCUGCACAAUAGGUUGUUAAUCAAAAAACAAGUAACAGUGCUGUGAUGUUGCUGGUAAUAGAUAAGGUUUUGACUUGAACAUUAUUAAUGUUGGCCCCCUAAACAUUGUAACUAUGUGUCAAGCAGAAGUGCAGAGAACUGUAAACUGCAACAGCAUCCGUAUAAAGUGACAAAAUAUCAUUUAAAUAUAUAUUUAACUCAAAGCGAAAGUUGAGGUGAGGUCUCUGCCUAAAGAAUUUGCUAUCCUUAUGGUUAGGGCCUUCGGUAGUUCUAGAAGUGCAAUAAAUACCUGGUAAUGCUUGCAGCCUCACUGACUUAGGGAAAUGUAAGGUGUAGUAAGCUGUAGGUGUUGACCCAGUGGAAUACUAUAUUUAUAAUUGCCCCCAAUAACCUUUGGGAAGAGAAACAUUCGUGCACCGAUGCAUGCUGCUGGUGAAAUGGUAAUGCUGGUGUUGUGACUUGUUUUCUGAUGUAGACUGUAGUCCUUCAGUUUACUUAUGUUUCAGCCUAGCAUGAAGUGUCCACAUGCACAACAGAAUCCUGGAUUUGACCUUGUUUCUCCUUAGAUCAUAUUCAGGUUCUAGUAUUCUUAUGAAACGUUAUCAGUGAAAACUGUGAUCAGGUCUUUACCCUCUUCAGUAUCUUCAUUACUAUUAAAGUACUGCAGGGUGUGUUAUCUAGAUUACGGAAAGCAGAAUUAAGUUUUCAACAUUAAGUAACCGCAACAGUCCCAUUAUACAACGAUUCUUGUGUGCAUGUAGACUCAGUCCCUUGCUGCUAUGUGCACAGGCAGUUUGUCAUUUAUCGUAAUAUGGCACACAGGCACAGUAGAUGUUAGCAGGUCUGACUGUAGAUGUUAGCGCUUGGUCAGUUUAGAGACAACUUUUGUAGCAAUGCAGACCUGCAGACCAAUCUAACAUGGGCAGAAAAACUGACCAGAUAUGAUACCUUGCUACAUGCAAAAUAUAUUGGUGGAUAGACUUGCUGCUCAUCGUCAUGAUAAAAGAAAGGAAACUGUACUCUCAACUGUCCAGAGUGGUUUUUAAUGGGCCAAAUCAUCACUGCAGGUGUUGCUGAAAGCACCAGCAGUGUGCAAUUGAGGCACAACUAAUCUAAAACCGAUGCCUGAGUAGUUUUCCUGCUGGAAGUUUAUAGAGCACAUGUCAGGAACUGGUCCAGUGUUGUCUUUGGAUGAUACUUGUCUGAUCGAACUCUGUGUUACUGAGCAAAGCCAAAUUCAUAUAUUAGUAUCUGAGACACUUUUUUGCCUUGAAGCCUAAAGCUCUCAAACAAAAAUGAAUUACUUAAAAAUGUGUUGAAUGUGGAUCAUUAUGUUCAAAAAAUGUAUCUUUAAAAAUAAAAAUGUUCUGAAAAGAGAUGAAAUUUCAAAAGAAAGAUGCAACAUAAGCAGCUAUAUAUAUAGACUUUAUAGGUCUGAAAAAAUAUUCACCAUACCAUGAAUCCUCCAGCCUGAACUGUUAAUACCAGGCAGGCUGGAUCAGGCAUUUAUGUCAACUUUUAACCCUACCAUCUGAAGGUAGCAGGUGAAAUCCAGACUAAUCUGACCAAGCAAUGUUUUUCCAACCUGUUAUUGUCCAGUUUUGGUAAGCCUGUGAGAAUUGUAACUUCAGUUUCCUGUUCUUAGCUGACUGGAGUGGCACCUGGUGUGGUCUUCUGCUGCUGCAGCCUAUCUGCUUCAAGUCUUGUUAUUUCAGAAAUAGUAUUCUACAUACUUUGGAUGUAACGAGUGGUGAUUUAAGCUGCUGUCGCUUUUCUGUCAUCAUAAAACUAAUCUAUCCAUUCUAAUCUGACAUCAAGAAGGCAUUUCAUGUACACUACUGCUGCUCACUGAAUAUUUCUUCUUUUUCUGAUGGUUCAAUGUAAAUCCAGCGGAUGGUUAUAUGGAAAAUCCCAGUAGCUAAGGCAUUUCUGAAAUGCUCAGACCAGCCCGUGGGGCACCGACAACCAUGUCACUUACGUCUCUUUUCUUCCCCAUUCUGAUGCUUGUUUUGACUUCAAGUCAACUUAACACCAUCUAAAUGCUAUGAGUUGCUGCCAUGUGAUUGGCUGAGUCACUGUUUAUAUUAAGCCUUUAAACGGGUGUAAAAUGAGGUGAGUGAUGUUUUGCAGAAGGAAAAAUGAAAGUGGUUUUGUCAUAACAUCAAGCUCUUUUUCAUCUAGUGGACUAGGUUAAACUUUUCUGUGUAGUCUUUCUUGCUGUUGUGUUAUUAAAGCACUUGUAGGGUUUUUUUUUUCACCUAACUGGUUUCAGCAGUAAACCAGGGCUGGAGCUUGAGCCAGUUCUUAACGGGUGCUAUAAAAACGCAGCAAAGAACUUGACUGGUAGAAAGAGAGCCGCAUCAGAACAAUGUCAUUAUGUCACUGAAAACAACUCUUCCGAUAAAUGUUUAUUCCACAGUUGGAUUUUGUGGAAUCUGUGAUCUUUGAAAAGAUUAGCAUUCUGACUUUGGGUCUCUCCAGUUGAUUUUCUUUCCAGCUCUGAAAAUGGAAAUUCUGACUGCAGAGUACUGUAAAUAUGGGACCUGUUCAGGGUGCAUCCUGCCUCUCCCCCAAUGACCUCUGGAGAAGGGUACCAGCGCCUCUGUGACCCUGCAAAGAUGGGUGGAAUGCACUAACAGUCCUGGCAGACAUUUGGAAAAUGAUUGAUAUUUAGAUGCAACAAUACAAACAGAAUUUACGCAGGACAUUUUAACCCCAAUUUAUCAAUGGGAGCUGGGAAUAGUAAUUAAAACCCAACAAUGUUCCUGAAUGGAGGGCAAAAUGGUGUUAAAAAUGUGACUGCUAAAUAGCUCUGUGCAGGACAUUGGCCUAAUUUCACUUCUUGUAGGCAGAGGUUGAAGAGAGAAGAGACACUGAGCUUGUGUGCUGUUCCAGGCUAAUCCAAGUAUUUUUAUAGUUGAAGGUCAGUGUUUAAUUGUUUGGGGCUUAAAUGAAACAGGUCCACAGCAGAAUAAACGUAGGAGUUUUAAACAUCAUUUUAUUAGCUUGUUGGUCUCCACAAACCCACCCACGUUCCUGAAAAAAGUCUCCUUUCCUCUGGCCCAGCAGUUUUUGGAGUUAGUGUCGGAGAUCUCAUUGAUGGAAACAAGAACUGGUACUAUGCAAGCACUGGCAGUGAUUUUGCUCUGGAACCAGUUGGGCGGAAGGAACACAGUUACUGUUAACAUUUUGGCUCACCUGUUUGGACCAGUCAAAAUGUCUACUGAGCAAAAGGUCUGUUGAUGUAGCUCAGUCUGGCAUAGCCAACAAACUGGUGUCUUAGUUGGGCUUUUCAUUUUAGAGAUGAUGAUGUUUUUAUUGGUCUUGUUCUUGUUGACGCCUUCAGUCAAUAAAAACUAAGAGUUAAUUUAUGUUUGCUGUGGUUAUAGGAGAGUCUGGUGAAGACUGUUAACUUUAAGUCAGUGACAUGUUUUCAUUUUUUUAUAUAUAGAGAGAGAUAACAUAUAUAUAAAUGAAUAAACAAAAUACUAUGUAUAAUUCAAAGCACAAUUUAUUUUAGAAAUUAGAGACUAAUUUUCCCAAAUAAGUUCUUGUCUAAACUAAGAUUUAGUAUAGGGAGUAUAUCGUCGGAGUCACACCCGUAAUACAGGCCCAUAAUAUGUAUGUGUACAUCGGAAACUUUCACUACAUUUUAUAUACGAAUAGCCACAUUGGAUUCUGCACUCUGGGUUGCUCUGCAAGCGUUGUUAUUUUUCCAACUGGGAACAUGGAAAAUCUGACUUCCAAGGAAAAGGGAAACGCACAGUAUUAAAGUCUUGUAAAGGCAGGAUGGUCAUCGAUUUGGUAAAACAAUUGCUACAGAGAGCACUUUAUACAAAACCUGGACUUUUGUUGAAAUGAUUUCUUGCAUUCAUAUUUCUGAUUUUAGUAUAAAAUGACAAUCAUUGAUCACAGCGUCUAUAAGCUGCUCUAAAAAAUCCCAUAAUGGUCUGCUUCUUUAUUUUUACUGCUUCAUUUAGGUGGCAGUCUGGACUCAGGGGUGAAUCUAAAGGGGGGCAAGGGGGGCAACUGCACCCUGUUGUUCUGUACUUAAAAUACUUGUAAUUACUAAUCGCUUGUUUGUCCAAAAGCCUCUUACAGUCUUCAAAUUAAACAUUAAUUUACCAAACAUAUAUAAGUAUAGAUAUAAUCUGAGGUCGCUGAAAAACUUACGUAACUUACUUAGUUACGGCCCUGCAUUAAAAACUGUCUGCCUACCGCCCCGCAGCCGCACUUGCGUGUCUCUCAGGCACAUUAAGGAGGCGUUCUUUCUGCAGCCCAGCAGAGGGGAGCAACUGAGCUGUUCAAGUUUCUGCAGCUAAAGUCAGUUUGUCCAGGUGAUGUUUUAACACAACCGUAAAGGCAACUUAAGUUUGCAAUGAAUAAAAUGUCAGCUGAAGUGACCGACGUUGACUGUGUAAUAUGUUUAUUAAUCAUUUGAUGACAAUGACUCACUCGUGUGAUUUCUAAGAAUGUUAGCAUAUUUCCCUUGUAAGUUUAGCUUACAAUGAGCAUGAUAACAGUUAAUGAAAAGUUUAUCUAUGAAAACAUUUUUUGCAUUUGAUUGUUUUAAGGGCUGUAGUUUGACUGAUGGCUCUAUAUGAUCAAUAUUACGGUAAUGAGGCACAAUUAAACCACGUUACAUCAUUUCGGUCAGAUUGGGAAAAUAAUUAAUUGGCCGCCAUGAGAAUAAGAUUUUUAAAUAUCAAUGCUGGUGCGACCUGUGUCAAUGUGAUCAUUUCUGGUUUCAUAUUGUAGACUUCUUGUGGUAAUAAAUGGGCUUUUCUUAAAUAUUAAUGCUUGCACAUUGCAGAUCACAAUGAAAAAGGAAAUUUAAAGUGGAGAGAUUUCCAGUUUCUUUGGCAAAUAAUGAGGGAUGAGAAAGAAGAAGAGAAUGUGAGAUUUGGGGAAGAAAGAAGGAUGGAGAGACAAGGAGGGUCACAGGUAAAGGAGGCCACUGAAAGUGGUGAAGGUGAGAAGAUUUCAGAGUCAGAGAGAAAGAAGACAAUGCAGAGGAAACUGAUGAAGGAGAUGAGGAAGGAACAGAGUCAGGGAAUCCAGCCUAUCCAGCUGGACCACCUGAUCAAUGAACUUCAAUGAAGAGGGCCAGCAUUGCCAACCUGUCUAGACCUUUUGCGCCUCCUUUUCUCCUGCAUGUAAAUUUUUCAAGAUCCGCCACUGCCUGGACUUAAAAUAUAUAGAUGCAUGUUUGUAUUUAAUACAUAAUACACAUUAUCAGCUAGAGCUUAAGGGACUUUAGAAUUAAAAUAAAAGGAGCCCAUCUUUUACAGCCAUGACAUUAUGACCCCUGACCGGUAAAGUGGAAAGUGGUGAUCAUUGUGGAUGGAACCCUUCUGUGGCUUGAAGUAUUUAGGGGGACAUACAAGGGCACAUUGUGUCUUUGGAAAUGUUGGAAGCAGAAAAAAUGAGCAACUAUAAGGAUUUGAGUGACCUGGACAGGUCCCCCACUGUGAUUGUUUUAUACCUGGGUCACUGCAUCCCUACAACAUUAGACCAGUGUUCUUGCAGCCAGAGUUAUUAGCAGCCAAGAGUCAUUGCUAUGCAUGGUUACAGAAGGCUGGCCUGGGUUGUUUGACAGAGGUAAGGAUACUCUGAUCCAGUUCUUUGGGUUCUGAUAGGAUGCCUUUACCUAAAUUUAAAUAUUUGAUUAAACUGACCAAACAAGAACCCCUAACCUAAAUAUGUAACACCGUUUUAAGUCAUGAUACUGUAUAAACUAAUAUUAGUUUCCCAAACAGUCACUGUCAGUUAUAUUGUCAGCUUUUACAAUCAUUAUUCAUAUUUUAAACAUUGGAACUUGUUCUUGUCAUCUGUCUAAAUAAAUAACAACAGUGUAAGUACUAGGAAGUCAAAUUCUAUAUUGUUUCUGCUGAUUAAAAAAGGUCCAUGCAAAACCACUGGUGCUGAUCUUUUUGGUGGACUAAAAGUGGAUUUUGGACCCUGAACCACAGAUAUGCUGUUUCUAGUUGUGACACCUUAAACCUCUUUCUAAAUGCAUCUCUGCUUGCUUUGAUUCUUUUGUUCUUUACUUUUAGGAGGCUGAAACAUUUUAAAAAUAGCCAAAGGCAAAAGGAAAAGAGUUCUCAUCAAUAUCCGAGUUCUCAUAUAUAUAUUUGUCACAUCUAGAAUGAAAAUUUCCCAGAAAAAAACUUCAACCUGACAAAGUGUUUGUGUUCAUGUGCGGUUGUGCAGGUAGAGUGAUGUGAAUGUAGGCGUACUGAAGAAGACUUUCUGCUUGUUUUGUUGUAUUAUGCCUUUGGUGGUAAACUGGAAAAUUUAAAGAUAUAGAUGUUUGGUUUCCUUAAAAAAAUCAACUGAAACAAAUAAGAUGAAAAGGUAUACAUUUAGAUAAAUGUACACUGGUGUGUUCUGUAGUCCUGUAAACUAAGACUUCUGAAACAAGGAAAUGUACUCUAGCACUUUCUUUAAUGUGUACUGUAUUCAUUUCAAAUUUACGUGUAAAGUACUGUAUGAAUAGUCAUUACUUGCCUUGUGACAUUUUAAGCAAUGCUACAUUUAUAGAAGGAUAUCUAAGAACAUGAUUUUAGAGUGUAUGCAUGCUAGUGGUUGGGUGCUAUUGUAAAAGGAUGACUAUGAAAAAUGGUGCUAUGUAAUAAUGGUGCUUCUAUGGACCCCAGCCGAGUGCAUGCACAGAGGAUCUAUUAAAGUAUGGGAAAAACGAGAAAAUGUCCUAUUGCUGUUCUCAAGUAGUGCUGCUUCCCAAAGAUGUUGCAAUGUUAGAAAAAAUCCAACAUUCUCUUAAAGUGCAACGACCCUUCAACUCUGGCUUACAGUCGAGACAUCUGAGAGUGUGUCAAAGUUCUCUGCAAACAUGAACACUGUGUUUUUCUGUUUCUUAUUCUUUAAACAUGUUCAUAGUUGUGUCAGCAAGGAGCAUUUUACGAACGUAGAGAAAGUUUGUGUUGUACAGAUUCUUUCUUUUUUUUUCUGGGCCUCUUUAGUGAAAGCCAUGGCAGACAGGCACUUCAAAGCUCAUAUGAAACGCAUGCUAUUUUUGAAACCUAUAGCAAGGGACAAAUAACUUCUAGCAUUGCUAAAAGUAAAGUAUGCCUCUGAUUGCCAUUCUAAACCUCCCCUACUCUCAGCAAAGCUAGAACCGGGAUUAGCUCCCCCCUGGUCUAAGCCUCUCAACAUUAGUAAGUACUGUUAACCAAGAGUAUCUAAAACUUUAGGGGCAGCCAGUUAUGAAGUGCCAAAAUCUGUCAUGUCUAAUAACAGAUGAAUAAGAUCCACAGACAAUCUGAUUACAUCAUUUUGUACACUUCAUCCUUUCAAAGUUCAUGUGAAUAAAAUGAUUUAUUUUAUGUAGCACAAUUCCAUUAUUGCAGUGUUUAAAAAGUCAAACAUGUUGGAGCUUGGAAAACUUUGUGUUGAUUAUUGCUGUAACUCGUUUGAAAGAUGAAAAUGUGUAUGUUUGUUAGCUGUAAUGAUCAGUGCUCCUUUUCUGUUUCUCAGUAAUUAAAUGGUAUCCAGGAUUAUCUCUACUGGUGCCACAAUAC